Molecule: messenger RNA, 189 nt
Organism: Echinops telfairi (small Madagascar hedgehog)
Lineage: Eukaryota; Metazoa; Chordata; Mammalia; Afrosoricida; Tenrecidae
Product: translation machinery-associated protein 7-like
Exons: 1
Source: RefSeq, a predicted model, not a curated record
UGUCGCCACGAAGGUGGCAAGAAGCCCCUGAAACAACCCAAAAAGCAGCCCACGGAAAUGAACGAGGAAGAUGAGGCUUACAACAAGCAGAAACAGAAAGAGCAGAAGAAACUCCAGGAGCUAAAAGUGAAGGCCCUGGGGAAGGACCCUCUGGCCCCAGGUGGAAUUAAGAAAUCUGGCAAAAAGUAA